UGCUUGACGCUUCAUCUUUGAGUUGCAGUGCACAGUAGAAUGGCAGCGAAGGAAACAACCGAGACGGCACUAGCCGUCGAGGAAGGCAAAGUUCGAGAUCUCUACAAUGCACUGCGAACGGGCGAUCACGGCGUUAGCCUCGAAGCACUGGCACAGUCGCUCUACUUCUUACAACAUGCCGAGUUCACGCUCUUCGACGUGAAAGACGUUUUCCAAUCAUCCACCUGUGGGAUUUCAGUAUUCUAGUGAUUCUUCAGGAAUCAUACUGGACAUUGACGCUGUGCAUUUUGACAGGUGCGAGCGAGCGCUUCCUAGCAUACCGAGAGUUUCAAAUCGCUUUGGGCAAGAUCGCUCGCGUCAGGUACUAUGGUAAUUGCGGUGGGUCCGACGAAUCCGUUGCGUCGCCACCGAAACAGCACCCCCGCCCGACAGAGCUGGAGCUCCUGAGCUCUUUGGUGGAUCAAAUGACGAACGAACGCCACCAUAAUCAGCUCGACACGCUGCGGUGUCAGAUGACUCGAUGUAGUGCCAUCGACACGCUCGAGCACAAUCUGCCGGUGUUGAUGCAGAGCUUUCAAAUAUACGGCUCGCAGAACCGCAUUUCGACAAACGUGGCAGGAUCCACGUUGUCGACCAUAACCCUUGACGGAUUUGUCGAUUUCCUCAAUGCAUAUAUUGAGUAUGAGGAGUUCUUCUCUUUUGACGACCUCGCACGAGUGAGUAUUUUUUUUUAAGAUGAAGUCGAUGCACUAAUUUCCCUUUUCAGAUGUACACCGAGGUUCUUUCUGGGUUUACAAUAGAGGUCAUCAAGAAACAGACAAAGAAUCGCAAGGAUGCACCAAUUCACAUUGCUAGUGAGAUGAAUUUUGCACAGUUUUUGGAGUUGCUUUGUCGAGUGGCUUGUGUAAUGCACCACAAGCUUUUACUAGGAGAGGGUGUACAGCUUCGACGAGCUGUUGAGUCCUGUCGUCUCGAGUUCAGCCUUGAAGUGCUUUUGGACCACAUGAGUAUCAAACUUAUUCCGAACGAUGAAUCGAUACCAGGAACUACGAAUCAACAGCAGCAAGAAGUCCCUACUAUUACCUCUGGUGUGAAAGAUCUGGCAACAAUUUCCUCCCAAUCGCCUCGCGACGACAUUGCUGCCAUGGUAUCGAUAGUACAGAAUAUUCGUGAUCUUCUUCAGCUUGAAACUGCUGACUACGCAAUAUCAACAAAGCCCAAAUACCGGCUAAAGCGAGAAGGUAGCUUGGCAACGAUAGGGCAGUUUUCGAGAAGACCGAGUGGUAAUCCAGCAGAGCAACCAUCAUCAGGACGGAGCACUCCCAAUAUCCACUCGACUACUUCUCAAGCCAGAUUAGACGAGAAACCAAAGCCACUUCCGCAAGUAGCCAUGAUACGAGAGGUUGUCAUGCCUCCUACGCUGCCUUCAGACCUGAUUCAGUUGCUUGAGAGUGCGUUGAAAUUCCAGAAUAUGGCCCAGUACAAUAUGGCUCUGAGCACGCUUGAUUCGUGCAAGCAGCGUUACCAAGAACAGUAUUCUUCACCCAAUGGCGACGAGGUCGACCCAAUUUGGACUGAAGUUCAUCUUUUCUUCCUCCUCCAAGCUGCAAGUGUCUACGAUAGUGCUCACCGAGAUACACAAGCUUUGACGAAGUACUAUGAGGCAAUGAAAUUAGCUCGCCAAUUACCAGCAUCGCACCCGGGACGACUAUUGGCCAAGAGCUGCGUCGGAGUCACACUAUUUUACGUUGGUGAACUAGCAUUGGCACAGCAAUUUCAUCAGCUAGUAUUGGAUGUACGAAAAGCUACCAAGAACAGUACUGGAAUCCAGCCAGACAUACGAGGGCCUGCAAAGGCUGACAACUCUACCAACUGCGCUCUUGUCGACACAGCGACAUCCAUGAAUAACGUUGCGUGCUGCUUAUCCCAGGAUCAGAGUGACUCAGCUUCCAGAUCUUUGGACAACGCGUAUUUGCUGUUUAAACACGCAAAACAAUUUUACACUGAUGCUUUCGGGCCUGCACACCCUCGAGUGGAACUAAUCGGUCGAAAUUUAGAUCGAGUUCGAGCAUGUCAGAACGGUGUAGUAAGCGAUGCUGCUGGUGCGUUGGCGCGUGGGGAGUACGCCCAUGUGAUUCCUGGAUCGACAUUCCAGAUUAAAGCAUUUGAGUUUGCUUCAAAAUCUUCAAAAGGAAGCAGCGGUAAAAGUGGCAAGUCAGGGGGCAAAAAGAAAAAGAAAAAUGCCAAGUAACUUGCAUUGAUAACGAAAUACACCUAGUGGU
Molecule: messenger RNA, 2282 nt
Organism: Phytophthora nicotianae INRA-310
Lineage: Eukaryota; Oomycota; Peronosporomycetes; Peronosporales; Peronosporaceae
Exons: 3
Coding region: 767-2251 (494 amino acids)
Molecular function (GO): protein binding
Source: RefSeq, a predicted model, not a curated record